GUAUAACUUGCCGCUUGACUCGAUUUUCGUUCACUGCCCGUGGGUAGUGUGUCAAUCUCAAAAUCACCUGCGUCAAGUUCCCUCUUUGGGAAAUAUCCGCCCCGUGCCCGUGAUUGCUGCUCAACCACGCACAGGCAACACUGCGCGAAGAGUAAAUUCCUCUGCGACCAGGGGAAUCAGAACUAAAUAGCCCGGGUGCUGCCCAGCUUUCAAUAUUCUCUACCCUACGAAUCACCCAGCCCUGGCGCUCAAACCAUCCGUCAUCACGGGGCACUACACAGAUCACCGAAGGUGGAUGGAGACGUAUCACGGCCACGUCCGCACCCCAGCGGACGCUAUCAUCCUCUUCGAAGCUUGUCGCAUUGGCCUUCUCCCCCGAGUACAACGACGACUGUCGGAAAAAGAGCGCCAGUUGAUUCGCUCCGGGUCGGUUUUUGUCUGGGAUGAAAGGGAAGCGGGCAUGCGAAGAUGGACCGAUGGCAAAUCGUGGAGCGCGAGUCGGGUUUCCGGCAGUUUCUUGACUUAUCGCGAAAUGGAGGGCAAGCGAGGAGGAACGGGCGUGUCGCAGUCGACCAUGUCAAGAGGUGGCAAAACCCCUGACAGUGCGCGAGGCAGCGAUGAUGACCGGGCGGACGGUGUAGACGAAGGGCCCGACGGCUACCGAUACAAGCCCGACGGGUUGAUGAAGCAGUCGUUCAGCAUCACCACUUCCACUGGACAACAUCUUCAUCUCAUCAGCUACUAUUCGAGAUCGCACCCGUCUGCGGCCAACCUCCAGCAGCCUUCCACAGAUCCGGCCUUGCGACAUGUUCGACCGCAAAAAGGACUCUAUCCAGAAUCUACGGUCAACGAUCAGCAGAAUCUUCCUGUUGUGACUCGCGGUCCCAUGGCUGGUGCUGCCUACGUACCUCCUCAUCCGAUGGGACCAUAUGCUCGCGCCGCUGCCACGCAUCCUCCGUCUUAUACAGCUUCGUAUACGUGGCCACCAACGCCGCUGGCCACCCCGCCCGUCCCGGUUCAUCACUAUCCUUCAUAUCUACCACCGGUUCCUGCCGCUAGUCAUGUCGCAUACGCUCAUCAUCCUGCGUCUUUACCUCCUGGUACUCCUUUGCCGCCACCUCCGCAACCCCCUGGCCUGCAAACGCCCCAUGAUAGACCAGUGCAUGCGGUUGAAGUUGCUAUGGCUCCGAAUAUGCCACCUUCUGUACAGAUCAUUGCCAGCCGGUCGCCACGCACACCAGUGGAAGCACACGAGAUGCUGCAUAGAAGCCCCUCGGAGCUCGCACACCAUGCAGACAUUCGACGGGCGUCUCCACGCACGCAACCGCAUCCUCUAUCGCACAGCAACGGUCUUGGCCCCGCUGGGCGCAGCCCUCGACUAUUGAACCAGCCUCCGUCCAACGCAAUCCACAUUCCUCCCCCGACCGCAAUAGUCUCCAAACCUCUCGAGCCUAGCAGCGCCGGCUCCGCUGUACCUAGCAUCGGUGCUCUGAUGAACGGCGCACCGUCUGGCGGAUUGCCCUCGAUCACCGCUGCCCCAGUUCCGGCCACGGGACGGGCGGAGGGACCCAAGGACAUCCCAAGCGAGAAGAUCGGAUUUGGCGGAGAAGAUAUGAGGGCACUCAGGCAACUCGACCGAGUUUUCACUGCUUAAGCGAUCAGACGCCGGUCUGUGGUGAAUGAUGGAUCACAAAAAUCUCUGACUGCUGCUCCCUUUCGAUGUGCCAGCGUCGGUUCUCUUACAUCUGCCCUAUAUCCUUUGUU
Molecule: messenger RNA, 1764 nt
Organism: Aspergillus homomorphus CBS 101889
Lineage: Eukaryota; Fungi; Ascomycota; Eurotiomycetes; Eurotiales; Aspergillaceae
Product: camp independent regulatory protein
Exons: 2
Coding region: 296-1654 (452 amino acids)
Molecular function (GO): DNA binding
Source: RefSeq, a predicted model, not a curated record